AUGGCCAGCUCGGAGUUGGGGCCUCACCUGAAGAAGGUGUCCAGCGAAGGUGGCUCAUCGGAGAGUGGCAGCUCCGAGAGCAGCGGCGCCGAUGACAGAGGAUCCAGCGGGUACAGCAGUGGAAACGGGUCUGUAUUUGAGUCUUCCGGGUGGGUUUACCAUUUGGGUGUUAAUUCCAUUGGGCAUGAGUAUUGCCAUCUCAGAUUUCUCUGUAUCCGGGGCAAGUAUGUGGAGAUGUACAAACGUGACCCCCUGGAUAAACCUGGCAUUAAACCCAUCAGAAGGGGUGUUGUGGGACACACACUAAUGGUGGAAGAGUUAGGUCGCCGGAAGGUUAACAAUGGGGAACUCUAUGUUCUAAGGUUUUACAACCGAUUGGAUGAGACAAGAAAGGGUGAAAUUGCUGUUGCUAAUGCCGGCGAGGCACGGAAAUGGAUGGAAGCCUUUGAUCAUGCAAAACAAGAGGCUGACUUAGAGCUUUCAAGAGCCGGUAGCACAAGAAACAAGCUUAACGUGGAGGAUGAGAUCAAUCUUGAAGGGCAUCGACCUAAAGUGAGGCGCUAUGCACGUGGCUUGAAAAAGUUUAUAAAAAUCGGACACGGUCCGGAGGAGCUCUUGCGUCAAACAUCUAGCUUGAAUGGGAGUGGUAGAUCAGAUAUGUUUUUCGAUGCAGACGGUGGAGAUGUAAUUGAAGCACAUGAAUGGAAAUGUGUCCGUACAAUCAAUGGCGUUAGAAUAUUUGAAGAUGUAGCCAGCUCUAAGAAUGGCAAAGGUGUCCUUGUCAAGGCAGUAGGUGUUGUUGAUGCCAGUGCUGAUACUGUUUUUGAUGUGGUUUUGAGUACUGAUCGGCGUCAGAGAUAUGAGUGGGAUACAUUGACAGGUGACCUAGAGUUGGUUGAUCCUGUAACGGGCCACUAUGACGUUGUAUAUGGAGUUUUUGAUCCAAAAUAUUUAACUUGGUGGCAGUCCAAGAGAGAUUUUGUUUUCUCUAGGCAGUGGUUUCGUGGACAAGAUGGAACAUACACUAUCUUGCAAUUCCCUGCAGUGCACAAGAACCGGCCUCCAAUAUCUGGAUACCAUCGCACCAAAAUUAAUCCUUCUACAUGGGAGAUCAAGAAUUUGAAUUCUUCCUCUUCGUCCAAAGUAGCUCGUUGCCUUGUGACUCAAAUGCUCGAGAUAAACACCAAAGGAUGGUUUAAGUGGAAGAACAGUUUCAGCCCAAAGUUUGAGAAAACUAUUCCUUUUGGAUUAUUGAGUCAAGUUUCAGGCCUGAAGGAAUACAUCGGAGCAAACCCUGCUCUUACACUUGAAUCAGCUGCGACUGUAAUUCAUUCAAAAAUCUCUGAUGAGACGACAUCCAAUGGGGAAUUCAAGGAUGCAGAAGCUCCCGAUGAAUUCUAUGAUGCAAUUGCUGGAGAUUCAGAAUCUGAUGAUAGUGAUGACGACACCGGAGCUAACGAGAAAAGGAAAAUUAAACUGAAGAAUGUUUCAUGGGCCAUUGCAAGUCUAGCUUUAAAGCGAAAAUCAGCCUUGGAUGCAAAUAAGGAGUUAGACUCAAGUGUAACUCCAAUAAAUCUGGACUCCUUCCAGUUCCAUGGUACCAUGCAGCAAGGAAAAGAUGGGAAUGAUUCUAACUGCUGGAGUUCUCCUAGUGGCACAGGUUUCAUGAUCAGGGGCAAAACAUACUUGAAAGACAGCACAAAGGUAAAAGGGGGCGAGCCACUUCUAAAGCUCAUAGCCGUUGACUGGUUCAAGGUCGAAAAUACUGCUGACAAGAUUGCAUUGCAUCCCAAAUGUCUUGUUCAGUCUGAAGCAGGGAAGAAAAUUCCAUUCAUCCUUGUUAUCAAUCUUCAGGUUCCAGCCAAACCAAACUACAGUCUGGUUCUAUAUUAUGCUGCCGACAGACCUGUAAAUAAAAAUUCUUUAUUGGGUAGAUUUGUCGACGGAACUGACAUGUUCCGUGAUUCAAGAUUCAAAUUGAUUCCAAGCAUUGUUGAGGGGUAUUGGAUGGUUAAACGCGCUGUUGGAACAAAAGCUUGCUUACUUGGAAAAGCAGUCACCUGCAAGUAUGUUAGGCAAGACAAUUUUCUGGAGAUUGAUGUGGACAUUGGCUCGUCGUCCGUAGCAAGGAGUGUGAUAGGCCUCGUCCUUGGAUAUGUCACCAGCCUAGUAGUUGAUCUCGCAAUUUUGAUUGAGGCAAAAGAAGAAGCUGAACUACCGGAAUACAUUCUCGGAACUGUUAGAUUAAAUCGCUUUAGGCUCGAUUCCGCUGUAAAUUUGGAGAGCUGA
Molecule: messenger RNA, 2289 nt
Organism: Oldenlandia corymbosa var. corymbosa
Lineage: Eukaryota; Viridiplantae; Streptophyta; Magnoliopsida; Gentianales; Rubiaceae
Source: the annotation of a GenBank genome assembly